GCUAUCUCUCUCGUAUUCUCACGAGAAUCUCUCGGAACCGAUCAUCCGUCAUUGUAGCUCACCCAUUGGAAACCAAAUUUGCAUAGCAUUGUGUGAUAUUCACUGUAGAAUAAGCAAGGGUAGACGACCACAUAUCGACUUUAUUGCUGUGUAUCUUGUUUACGAAUAUAUGUGCUUCGUUUAGGAGAGAAUGAACAGUAUCUUGGACGGUUUUAAGUGUUCUGUAUAAUUCAGUGAAAGCCCGAAAAUAUAUCCGUCAGGUUACUCGAGCGCCAUUGGGAGAUGUAACAGAAAGCUAAGGCUGUACUUUUACAAAGUACGUUUUAAUGACUGUGUUUUAAAAAGACAAUGAGUACGCGUCCUCGGACCACAUCGAUUGCUGAGGGUGUGAAAUCUGGUUCUAACGCUCAGUUUGGAGGGAUGAGGACCAUAAAUAAAGAUGGAAGUAAAAUAACAACAGUGCUGGCCACAGCAGGGACCGGCUCCGACAGAACUCAGGAAGUAUCCUAUACAGAUGCUAAAGUAAUAGGAAAUGGAUCAUUUGGGGUUGUAUACCAAGCCAAAUUGGCAGAGACCAAUGAACUUGUUGCAAUCAAAAAAGUAUUGCAAGACAAAAGGUUCAAGAAUCGAGAAUUACAGAUCAUGAGGAAACUAGAACAUGUUAAUAUAGUCAAGCUGAAAUACUUCUUUUAUUCUGCUGGUGAAAAGAAAGACGAAGUGUUCUUAAAUCUAGUUUUGGAAUAUGUGCCCGAGACGGUGUACAGGGUAGCUAGGCAUUACAGUAAAUCGAAACAAACAAUACCAGUUCUUUACAUAAAGCUUUACAUGUACCAGUUAUUUAGAAGUCUAGCCUACAUCCACUCGCAAGGUGUGUGCCAUAGAGAUAUCAAACCUCAGAACCUGUUGCUGGAUCCAGAAACUGGUGUUCUUAAGCUGAUUGAUUUUGGAAGUGCAAAAGUGCUGGUGCGAGGUGAACCCAAUGUGUCGUACAUCUGUUCACGUUACUACAGGGCGCCUGAGUUGAUUUUUGGUGCUUCGGACUACACCUGUCAGAUUGAUGUAUGGUCAGCUGGGUGUGUAUUAGCAGAGCUUUUGUUAGGGCAGCCCAUUUUCCCUGGGGACAGUGGUGUUGACCAGCUGGUGGAGAUCAUCAAAGUCCUUGGGACCCCAACAAGAGAACAGAUCAGAGAAAUGAACCCAAAUUACACUGAAUUCAAAUUUCCUCAAAUUAAAGCUCACCCUUGGACAAAGGUUUUUCGUCCAAGAACCCCACCAGAGGCCAUACAGCUCGUUAGUCGCCUGCUGGAAUACACUCCUUCUGCUAGGAUUUCUCCGUUGGAGGCAUGUGCCCACACUUUCUUUGAUGAACUUAGAGAUCCAAACACCAGGUUGCCAAAUGGCAGAGAACUACCACCCUUGCUGAAUUUCACUCCACAAGAAUUAGCUAUUCAACCUAAUCUGAAUUCUGUCCUUGUACCUCCACAUGCCAGAAACGCAAAUGAUCCUGGUGCACUGUCGGGAGACACCAAUCCAGGCGGUGAUAUUGGCACCACGCAGGGAGCUACAGCUGCCACAGAGCCUGUGUGAAGUUCUAGUUCUGAUUGCACAAGCAACUGACUGUUUUGGUAGCAUUUCUUGAUUGACAGUUUAUUGUAUGUUAUCUGUGGGAGUUUCAGUCAGAGACAUAUACAGUCAUCUAAGCUGUUGGAAGCUUGUCAUGUUUUACAAACAAAUUUCUGUGAUUUGCAACAUCAUGUCUGGAGUCAAUUUCAUGGAAACUUGUCUUGCGUGUAUUUCCAACCAGUGAAAGGAACAGUGAUUCAAACAUUUACAUUUUUUCCUGUUCAACAAACACCAAAAAUAAUUAUGAGGCUCCCAUAUGAAAUUUUCCUGUGAUGAAUUAGUGUUUUACUUUUCCUAAACCUAAUGAUUUGUGAGUGGAAGACACUGCCGGUGCAGAGAGAGACUUGUUCUGUUAUGUGGAGUGUAUGAUUCAGGUUUCACCUGCUACUCCCAUAAAGUUAAACGGCUUACAUACACUUGCUUGUUUUACAUUGGAGAUUAGACAUACAGAUAUGUAUGAUGUCCAUUUUUCAGCUGCAUGUGUAGUGAAUAUGAUUAUUUAGGUCAAUUUUCAGUAGAAAGAUGAGAAAAUGGGUAUUGUUUCCUGGACAUAAAGUUGAUAUUAUACCAUAAAGGAAGCAUAUCACAUGACAGUCUUUAAAUGGAAUUUGAUGAUAAAUAUGAACAUUUUCAUGGUUUUUGUUGCCAGAUCAGAUUCUUCUAUGAUAUUGUGAAGUAAAUGGCACACGCAUGUACUUGGUUGGUUUCUAAAGUAAUUGGGUAUUGUGAACGUUAAAUGUUCUUUUCAAAACGAGUAGCAACAGCACUGAAAUUCAGUUCCAAUUUAUCUUAUAUGUGUUAAUUAGAUAUCUGAAGAACUUGAGACUGUUUUAUAAUGUGCAGAUUACAUUAGCAACUGUACUUUGAAGUAGGCAUUUCACAUUCAGUUUUAAUGAGUGAUUGUAUGGCUGACAGUGUGAUUGUUACUUGUGUACAAGUUGUAGUUUGUUUUAUGUUGGGUGAAAAGUAGGCAAGAUAUUUAUAGAAAUGUUUUAAAUCCGAAAGUAUUUAGUCUUGUUCGUAACUUAAUGUACUAGUUUAUAGUCGUUUUUAUUGUUUAUAUACAUUUAUAUUGUUAUCGAAUGCAACUGACCUCAUUCAGAAGAUGAUAAAAACAUACCAUACCUACUUUCAAUAUUAACAUGUUCUGCAACAGCUGAUUUUAUUAAUUCAAGCUCUACUUUGUUUUAAAAUAGCAUAUUUAUCGGAGAAAGUUUUAAAGCAUUUGAAACCAGAAGUGAAGUAAAGUCUAUGAAUCUGCUAUAUGCUUGUAAUGAGAUCAGUUCAAUUUCAAUGUCCAUGCGUAUUUUUGCCGCAGAUCUUACACAUUGAACAUAUCUAGUCGUUUUACUCAUGUGAAACUUGUCUGUGUAUCUGUUGGUACUCCCAAUUUUUCCUAAAGGACUUCCAGCUUUGUUAGAAGAAAAAAACAUUUUAUGAUACACUCCUUAUCCAAUGGAAAGAAGUGUACACUGAUUGGAAUUUUUCUAUUUUUGAAUUUUGACAAUUACAUUGUUACAAGUAUGAGAGUCUUUAGUAUUUCAAAAAAAAAAUAUUUGAAAACUUUCAGCAGUAAAAUGUCUAGUAUCAAAUAAUUACUAAUAGUUAACUCUAUGAUAAAAAUGCAGUUUAAAUUUUAUGUGGAUGUAUAAUGUAUGCACUACUUGCCCAGCACUGGCGAACAAAAAAAAAAAAUAAAUAGUGAUUUACUAUAAGAAUGUGGACACUGAAAAAAAUUCACAUAUGUAAAAUACAGAUGUAUCCACUGACAACAAAGUAGUGAUGAAAGUUUUGUAUAGGCUUGUGUGAGAUGGGCGAGUCAAAUGAUGGUGUUCACACUCAUACGUAUGUUAACAUGGUAGUGACAACAAAGGUACUGCAUGCCCUGUAUCAUAGCUUUCUAUGUUCAAAGAUGUUAUUUCGUCCUUCAUCAUUAUAUUCACCAAGUGAACAUGAUGCAACAUCAGUCUGAGUGUUGAGACCAUUUGUAGAUAAAAACGUGAAAAUGUUAACAAGAAUGCUAGAGCUCUACAUCCUUUAUUAUAAAUAUGAUGAAAUUGUUCGGGAAUACAAGUUUAACUUAGAAUAAAUGAAAGAAAUUUUCCUUCCUUCUUUCUUAUUUAUGUCCCAGAGAUCGGAAGAUCAUGGGGCACAUUGUUUUUGUACGCCCGUUUUAAUGGGGUGUAUUAUUCCGUUAUAUAGUUUUCUGUCCAUUCAUCUGUUUGUAACACUUUGUCCAGGUCAUAACUAACCUUCUGUAUGCCGGAGUGGAUUAAAGUCAUGCUUUGUGGAAAUGUUCCUUAUGGGAUGCCGAUUUGUUAUGACUUUGAUCCAAGGUCCUCUGUAAACUUUAUUAAAUGCACUCCAAUAAUAUAUUUACAUGGUUUGUUGCAGUAAGUUCAUACUUGGUUCAAAUGUUCAUUUUGAGGAAAGUGAUGUAUCUAUCAUGACGUUGGUCAAGAUCAAAACUAACAUGAAUUAAAAAGUUUCCAAUGUGUACAGACUUAUAAA
This is a messenger RNA of Ostrea edulis (European flat oyster), 4134 nucleotides long. RefSeq names its product glycogen synthase kinase-3 beta-like. The coding region runs from base 349 to 1587 and encodes 412 amino acids. Gene Ontology annotation, cellular component: nucleus; axon; cytoplasm. Gene Ontology annotation, biological process: signal transduction; protein phosphorylation; negative regulation of canonical Wnt signaling pathway. The record is from RefSeq and is a predicted model, not a curated record. Gene Ontology annotation, molecular function: ATP binding; protein serine/threonine kinase activity. The transcript is spliced from 9 exons. Lineage: Eukaryota; Metazoa; Mollusca; Bivalvia; Ostreida; Ostreidae.